CCCUGGCGCGAUCCCGUAGCGUGGGGGCGGGAGUGACACGUUCCCAUGGGGAAGCGGCUGCGUGUCCCUGAGGCCCGGGGUGGGGCUUCGUCUCUUAAAGGGGCCGCGCCACGGGCGAGAGCCGGGAAGAGCCCAGACCGCCGCGGUGAGGAUGGCAGAGAAGAUCCUUGUGACAGGUGGAGCUGGGUACAUCGGCAGCCACUGCGUGCUGGAGCUGGUGGAAGCCGGCUAUAUCCCUGUAGUGAUCGAUAACUUCCACAAUGCCAUCCGAGGGGGAGAUGCUCUUCCCGAAAGCCUGCAGCGCGUGCAGGAGAUUGUGGGCAAGAAGAUUCUUUUCCAGGAGCUGGAUAUCCUUGAUGAGGCAGCUCUGCGGGAGCUCUUUCAGAAGCACCAUUUUUCAGCUGUGAUGCACUUUGCGGGGCUGAAGGCCGUUGGGGAGUCCGUUCAGAAACCCCUGGAGUAUUACAAGGUGAACCUCACGGGGACCAUUCGACUGCUGGAGACAAUGAAAGCACACGGGGUGAGGGACAUUGUGUUCAGCAGCUCGGCCACGGUGUACGGAGACCCUGCCUACCUCCCGCUGGACGAGAACCACCCAGUUGGGGGCUGCACCAACCCCUACGGCAAAUCCAAGUACUUCAUUGAGGAGAUGAUACGCGACCUGUGCAAGGCCGAGAAGGACUGGAAUGCUAUUCUCCUCCGGUAUUUCAAUCCCAUCGGAGCCCAUGAGUCAGGAAGAAUCGGAGAGGAUCCCCAGGGAAUCCCCAACAAUCUGAUGCCCUACGUUGCUCAAGUGGCAGUGGGGCGCCGGGAGUACCUGAGCGUGUUUGGGGACGAUUAUAAGACAGCUGACGGAACAGGUGUCAGGGAUUAUAUUCAUGUCGUGGAUCUAGCCAAAGGCCACAUCGCUGCUCUGAAGAAACUGAAAGAAAACUGUGGCUGCAAGAUCUACAACCUGGGCACAGGCUGCGGUUACUCCGUCCUGCAGAUGAUCAGAGCCAUGGAGAAAGCAUCAGGAAGAGAGAUAAAGUACAAGAUCACUGCCCGGCGGGAGGGGGACAUCGCCGCCUGCUACGCUGACCCCGCCCUGGCCGAGCAGGAGCUGGGCUGGAAAGCUGCCUUCGGGCUGGACAAGAUGUGUGAAGAUUUGUGGCGGUGGCAGGUGCAGAAUCCCACAGGCUUCAGCAACAACUAGAGCGUCGGCCCCGGGGAGCAGCCAGGACGGUGCCGGCCCGCCAGGCUCAGUCCCCAGAGAGCUGCAGUUGCUUUCUCUGCAGGGGUGGGCCGGCCUGAGUCGUACUGGGCCAGUGACAUUUUCCCACCUUUUAACCAGGAGCUGACUUUACUCAUGGCACCGGGCAGUCAAGAAACAGGCUAGGGCCUGGCCUGGGGAAGCCCCUGGCUCUGCAGCAGCAGAGGGCUGAGCAGACCCCAGCCACGCUGAGCUGCGUUUAGCAGAACUUGCACAGCUGAAAACAUCGCAGCACGAUUCAGUGGAGUCCCUCGGAGAAGGGACAGACCCCCCCCCCCCCAAGCCAUGCUGGGCUCUGGCACGGAGGGGCUUGCUCCUUCAGCUGCUGCUUCCCUCAUUGCAGAGAUGGUCACUGCGCACAGGCCCUUCCCUCUCACCUACCUCACAAGGACAGGACGCCACCCACACUCGGCAGCUUCCCAAGGGCCAGGCCAUCUCGUCAGCAUUUUCAUGUACACCAGCCCAUCCUGCCCCUGGGCUCCUAGUUCCCUGUGUGCAGGAACAUCUUCCCCACUCCUGGGGGGGGCUUCCAUCUUCCACCUUUGGGGCUUGGGCACUGCCUUGUCCCUUCCCCUGCCCCAGUCCCCUCACCCUUGCUUGUAAGGGACCAAAUGAGAUUUUUAUUGUGUCGGGCGGACACAGGAGCCAGGGCCUGGUGCUUAUGAGUCUGUUGUGUCUAACUGCGCUGAGCUAGCUCUGUGGCGUUCAAGGGCCGGGCACGGGGGUUUCCUGGGGGUGGCUUAGUCACUAACACUUGUGGGACAGAGCGUGUGAGGGGAAAAUCACAAUCCCUUAGCCCAGCCCUUCGUGGCUGUCGGCGUUUACAAGCUCACUCCACAAGUGGCUGCGGCAGCUACUUCCUUACAAUCAGACUCACCAAAGCCUCCCUGGGGCAACGGGUUGUUUUCCUAGCUCCUGAAGCUUUUAUUUAUUACAGAGAAGCUGUGAGCGAUCGGGGGACACAGGGCCAGUCUGUUCUGCUCUCAUUUCCUACAGCUUAUAGCUGAUGCUACUGAA
Molecule: messenger RNA, 2269 nt
Organism: Mauremys mutica (yellowpond turtle)
Lineage: Eukaryota; Metazoa; Chordata; Testudines; Geoemydidae
Gene: GALE
Product: UDP-galactose-4-epimerase
Exons: 11
Coding region: 152-1195 (347 amino acids)
Biological process (GO): beta-D-galactose catabolic process via UDP-galactose, Leloir pathway
Cellular component (GO): cytosol
Molecular function (GO): UDP-glucose 4-epimerase activity
Source: RefSeq, a predicted model, not a curated record